UUUACCGCUACCUUAAUGAUGCGUUUCGUGAUAUCUGGAGAUAUCGAAAGUAUCUCUACUGAAUCGUAUCAUUGAUCUAACGAUAAAUUCACAAUAGUCUCAAGUCGUUCCAUUUGCGAUUGUUUCUCGAGAAUCGAAAGGAAAUCGCGCGCACUUUAAUAAAUAAAAAGGAGUGCAUUGGAAAUGUCAAAGGGAAUGGUAGUACCUAACCUAUCCCGUGAUUAUUUACAUGCCUGUCAAUGCGGAGAUUUGUCAAAAAUCCAAAAUCUUACUUUAAAGUACGACGUACAGGAUUGGACGAUUUUUCGGCAUGUGGUUUCCGGUGACACUCCUAUGCACGUUGCAGCGCGCGAAGGUCAUCUGAACGUAGUCGAGUAUUUGUGCGACUCUUUCGAAAGACCUGUUGACUUUAAAGUCAACGUCGUUAACAAAGAUAUGAAAAGGCCGCUGCACGAAGCAGCACAAUUCUCGCGUAUCCACGUUCUACGUUACUUAAUAGAAAAAGGUGCAACCAUCGACUGUUUGAAGCGUGCCGAUUGGACACCACUGAUGUUAGCGUGCACGAAGAUUGGUAGCGAGGCGUGCAAGUGCAUCAGGAUAUUACUUGAAGCAAAGGCAAAUCCUUUGAGAAGGAACAAAGACGGUUGGAUACCUGCAUUUAUAGUUUGUCGUUCUGGUGACGUUAAUGCACUUAGUUUAUUUUUGGAUUACGCUCCUGCAAGUAUAGCUCUUCGAAGUAACAACGGUCGUAGUACUCUUCAUAUAGCUGCUUUCAACGGACACGAGGAGAUAAUCGAUUUGCUCUCAACUGCGGAUCCGGGUCUUGUAAAUGCACGUGAUUCAUCAGGUGCUACGCCUCUUCACGAAGCUGUUAAGGGCGGGAAUUUAAACAUACUAAAGCGUUUGAUACGAUUGGGUGCGGAUUUUCGCGCCGUUGAUAAGGUCGGUCAAACAAUCCUACAUAUAGCUUCCUUAAUAGGAAAUGUGGUAAUGCUGGAAUAUAUUUUAAUGAAUAAUCUAAUUGAUGUACACGAGAAAGCAUUUUUUGAUGUCACACCUUUGAUCGCAGCUCGUCGAAGUAAACAAACGGACGCGAUCGACUUGUUAAUAAAAUAUGGAGCUGAGAGAUAAUUAUUAUCUUUUUUAGAAAAUGGACACCGAUUUAAACCACAGAUUUUUAAUGAUUAUUUCUAAACCUUAUUUCCUUUACAUUACUACAAUUGGUCAUCGAAAUUAGGAUUAAAAUUAAAGAUAAGGAUGAAUGAUUUUUCUUCAGAGAUUGGUACACAUUUAUUUAUCCUUUUUCUCUGUAUCAUCGGACAGUCUUAAAGAAGCAAUACAAAAUCAAGAAACGGAGAUUUCUUAUCCGAUUUGGAAAUACCUAAGUUUUACAAUCUUGUCUUUUCUGCGUUCCUAAUGCGCGCAGGCAGGCAAUGGCGGAAAGAUCUUGGCGGUUCGCGAUAAUUAAAUGAAUUUAUGGAGGAAAGAUAAUUGUAAAACAAAUAAAAGGAUAAAGAUCACAGAAAAAGUCGACCUAAAUCGAGAAUUUUGUCCCUCGGCUCUCGAAUAGCAUGUUUUAUCAUGACGAUGGCUCCGGUCUUUGGAUAUACAUAUACAUAUAAUAACUAUUAUGAUUAUUCCAAAGAAAGUGUAUGUAUGUAACGCUUUUUUUUUUUACAAAAUAUUCUCGCUUGGUGUCUUUUAACUUUGUUUGCAUUGUUAUGGCCAUUUUGUAUAAUCAUUAUUUUGAACAUGGACUUUUUUCCUUAGUUAAAUUUUUAUUUUGUCUUCUUGUAAUAAAAAGGGAUGCUGGGAUGAAAGCAAAAGUGUUUUAGGAUUAAAAGAACGUUCGGAUAAUGCG
Molecule: messenger RNA, 1861 nt
Organism: Polistes canadensis
Lineage: Eukaryota; Metazoa; Arthropoda; Insecta; Hymenoptera; Vespidae
Product: ankyrin repeat domain-containing protein 16-like
Exons: 3
Coding region: 184-1131 (315 amino acids)
Molecular function (GO): protein binding
Source: RefSeq, a predicted model, not a curated record